Molecule: messenger RNA, 2092 nt
Organism: Agrilus planipennis (emerald ash borer)
Lineage: Eukaryota; Metazoa; Arthropoda; Insecta; Coleoptera; Buprestidae
Gene: Tmem214
Product: transmembrane protein 214-A
Exons: 10
Coding region: 132-2078 (648 amino acids)
Cellular component (GO): endoplasmic reticulum; Golgi apparatus
Source: RefSeq, a predicted model, not a curated record
CGUGGAAGAAAACAAUAAUAAUAAAAUAAGAGAAAGUUUCCAUGUGCAGUUUCAAUUACAAAUAUACAGGAAGAUAGGCUCCCUAUAGUUUGUGGCAUUUUUGUAUUUUAAAUUUUAAUUGUAGUUAAAGGAUGUCUGGUCAGUGGGAAGUUGUUGGGAAAAAGAAAGGCAGAGAUAAUAAACUUCUUAAUAAACAAAACAUAAAAGAUGCUAAGAAAAAUAAUGGUGUUCAGGGACCAAAAAUUGAAGAUGUUUUUGCUCCACUUCAGGUAAAGAAUUUAUAUGCCUCCAAUAAAAAUAAUAAGGAAAAUGCAAAACCUCCGGAAAAACCAAAACAAGAGAUUAAAAAGCCCCCUAAGAAGCAGGAGAAAUCUCAGGAGCAAGCAAAAGUGAAACCCAAAACGAUUGAAAAUGCUCUGAAUUCUAUUGACGCAGAAGAGUUGAAGAAUUUGUUUGAAAAUAAUAAAAAGCUUUUCCCUGAUUCACCUAUAAUUUGGCUAAAGGAACUUUCACAAUUUCUAAACCAAAAAAUUCAUGUUGAUUUACAAGAUCAUACAUUUUCUAACAAAUCAGAAAAUUAUCCAUUUUCAGCUGUACCUCAUUCAAUUAGAAGUGUAAUUGAGAAAGCUGUCAAAGAUGUUGGAAGAACAUCAGCCCAGACAUUUUAUGGUAUUUCACUUACAUCAAUGGCAACAGAUAUGGGUAAAGGAAUGCCUGUUAUUGGUCACAAGCUGUUCUUGCAAUAUUUAGCUUUAUAUGAACCCAAGUUUUCUACUGCAAGUCUUAAUAAGCAUAAAGAUUUAAAAAAUUCAUAUCAAAAUCAGCAAUCCAUUGGACUAUCUAUUCUUUGGGCUUUAGGACAAUGUGGGAACAAGGAUUUUGAAAGUGGAUUUAAAGUUUUUCAGGAAAUCAUGUUUCCAAUGAUUGAGAUGAAAAACUAUUCUCGCUAUGUAACAAAAUAUCUCAUUGAUCUAAUUAACCGGCAUCAUUUGGAAAAUCUUUCAAAAGAACAAUACCUACUAAUUUUGGAUAUUGUAUUUGCAAAUUAUAAAAAUUUUCCUGCAGAUCUCCGGCCCAGUUUAAAUAAAAUAGUACCUGUCUCUAAACAAAUGUUGCUUAACCAAUACAAAAAAGAAAGCAGCAGUACUAUAAUAGAACCUUUGCUCAAGAAAAUUCUAAGCAGUAACAACAAUGCUUAUAGAAAAGAAAUUUGUGAUAUUCUCGUUAAUUGUUUUAUUAAGGACCCUAGUUUGUUUAAUUCAUGGAACAAAAUUUACAACAAAAACAUCCAGAGUAGUGCUUUUCUCUUAAAAUAUAUAGAUGAGAACUGGAAAAGACUGUCCGCGUUAGUAGAUAGAGGAAAAUUUCAGAAUCUCCUCAGUUUCUUCACCGAAACAAACGAAGAUUUAAAGGCUAGUAAGAAGAAACUAGAUGGUCUUGAAGAAUCUAAUGUUGCCAUAAAGAACUUAAAAAUUAAAAUGGCUUCAAAAAAAUCCUCAAAAAUUUCUUACAAUUUCAUGUCAUUUCUCUUGUUACUGGGCUUUGCAGCAAUCCUGGCAUAUGAUAUUAAAUUGCAUGGCUGCUGGUACCAAUCAUCAACUUAUAAGGGCCUUAAAAAUGCUGGAGCUAUUGAAUAUUACAACAAAGCAGUUGAAAAAGGCCGAAUGGGUCUCCAUUGGGUUCAUGAACGACUAGAUGAACGAUUUCCAGACUAUUAUCAACAACAUGUAGAACCCUACCUUGUAUUACUGAAUGAUAUAGGAUUUAUAGUUUGGAAUGCAGGUGGUAACCUUAAACAGAACAUAAUAAAUGAGAAGAUUCCUACUUUGGUAGACCACAUUGAAUUUUAUGCACCUGGUCUUAUAGAUAAAUCUCAAAAGACACUCCAAAGUGCAUGGUCCAUUUCUGUAUUAUAUGUAAACAACACUGUUAAAUAUUUACAACAAGAAGUUUUUGUGGGACAUCUUGCACCUGAAAAUGUCCAAAGGGUGGUGGUUGAAGCUUUGGAUACAACAAAGAGGAAAGCAACAGAAUAUUGUUAUUGGGUCUAUGAAAAAGUGCAGUCCAGCAUUAAAUAAACAUUGAAACACUA